AUGUCUUUACCAGAAGCAGCAGCAACGGCUCCUGAAAAUGGAUCCACGACCCAACAACCGGCCGCGCCCCCGCUGAGCGAAGAAACGAGAGCGCAGGUGCAAGAUGUCCUGACAUCAGAGAUUGGCAUCUCGGUGAUGCUGAACCGGCUCAAGCAAAGCAUUGCCUCGGCAAAGGACAACAUGCAGCGGGGCGAGCAUCGCGGCGGCACCUUCGGCCGGGCCUACGAGGAGAUGAUGGCGGUCCACGAGCGCAUGGCCGACAACGGGAUACAGUUCGCCAUGUCGCUGCACACAAUGUCCGAAGAUCUCACGGAAUUAGCCCUCGUAGCCGACAAGUCCCGAAAGGGGUGGAAGCAGAGUGGCCUGGCCGCUGAGCAGCGCGUGGUGGAUCUCGAGGCCGCUUUGCGCAAGUCUAAGACCAAGUACGACGGCCUUGCUGAAGAGUACGACCGCGUCCGAACGGGGGAUUCAGCAGGCCGUCCGGGAGGGAAGAUGUUUGGAUUCAAGGCGCACAAGUCGGGCGCUGGGCACGAAGAGGACCUGCUCCGGAAGGCCCAGGUCGCAGAACAAGAUUACCAAGGGAAGGUUCAGGUUGCGUCUUCCGAGAGGAGCGAGCUUGAAACAAAGACUAGGCCGGAAACCGUUCAGGCACUUCAGGAUAUUCUCCUCGAGACAUCGAAUCGGCCGCCGACCAACACUGGCCCGCCUCCCACGCAGAACACCCCGCAACAACCACCCCCGACUUCCGUGCAACCGCCACCGGCCGGGAUCUUCCAGGGUUCCCGGUCAAGCACUUUCUCCGACGCACCUACCGGCCCGCCAAAUCAGGGACCUACGGGGCACAGUUAUAACCAGAGUAUGGGCUCUCUCCCGAUGCUCGGCGGGCCCCCGCCCCCAUCCCAACCGCAGCACGAGAGGAGCUUUAGCCACGGGAGCACCAUGAACCAAGGCAGCAGCCCCGCAGGCCAACAGUAUAGAAACGCCGGCGCUCCGCAACACCAAGCCCAGUCAUCUGUUUCAAGGUUUGACGGCUCGUUCAGUUCUGCCACUUCGCAGGGGCCACCCCAACUCGGCGCGUUGUCGUUCCAGAGCCCCCAACCCCAGCAAUCCCAGCAACCACCUUAUGCGCAGCUACCGUCCCAGAAAGGGAACCCUCCCCCGAACGCGUUUCCUCAGCCUUCCGCCAUGGCACCUCCCCAGGCGCACAGGCAAUCGCCUCCAGCCGCCUCACAAAUGGCCCCGCCGCGCCCUGUGUUUGGAGUCACCCUGUCCAAGCUUUAUGAGAGAGACGGGCUGGCAGUUCCUAUGGUGGUCUAUCAGUGCAUUCAGGCUGUGGACCUGUUCGGUCUGAACGUCGAGGGCAUUUACCGACUAUCUGGUUCCGUGCCUCACGUUAAUAAGCUCAAGAAUCAGUUUGAUACAGAGAGCACUACGUGGCGUUUAUUGAAGCAGCCAAAAACGAAGACGACAUUGUCCGCCGGUGACACCCUCCAGGCCAUCAUCAACAACCUGCCCGAUCCCAACUACGCCACCUUGCGCGCUCUGACGCUGCACCUGCACCGGGUCAUGGACAACUGGUCAGCGAACCGGAUGAGCUCGCAGAACUUGACCAUCGUGUUGAGUCCCACGCUCAUGAGUACCGCGCCCGGAUCCAACAUCUCAGAUGCCGGAUGGCAGGUCAGAGUCAUGGAUACCAUCUUGCAGAAUACAUAUCAAAUCUUUGACGACGACGAUUGA
Chaetomium globosum CBS 148.51 is the source of this 1737-nucleotide messenger RNA. RefSeq lists its product as uncharacterized. NCBI's taxonomy places the organism in Eukaryota, Fungi, Ascomycota, Sordariomycetes, Sordariales, Chaetomiaceae. Gene Ontology annotation, cellular component: cytoplasm. The coding region runs from base 1 to 1737 and encodes 578 amino acids. Gene Ontology annotation, biological process: regulation of GTPase activity; signal transduction. The transcript has 6 exons. The record is from RefSeq and is a predicted model, not a curated record.